CCGCAUGACAGCAGUCGCCGUCUUGACGGUGCCCGAGCUUUUCGCGCAGAUCGUGUCGUACCAAGCAGGCCUUCUCGCGAGUCUGCACGACUACGUUGCUGCCUGGCACGCCACCGUGUUCCGUACGCUACCACGGAUCGUCUAUGACGUGGCGCGCUCCGAGCGGCGCUGUCUGCUGCACCACGCGAUUGCCACUGCAAAGUCAACGCACUUGAUCCGCGCCAUCAUCGACUGGCGGCCCUUUUGGCUCUCGGGCCUCGCCAUCGAUGUUGCAGCGGCCGCCGGUCAGCUCGAGCUACUGCAGUACUUCCACAACGAGCACCCAACACUCAUAGGCUCGUUCCGAGCGCUUGACCGGGCGGCUGGCCACGGCCACGGUAGUGUCGUCCGCUUCUUGCAUCAGUUUCGCUCGGAAGGCGCUUCAGUCGCCGCGAUGGACGAUGCCGCCGGCAACGGGCACCUCGACGUCGUACGCUUUCUACAUGCGCAUCGUGGAGAGGGCUGCACGACGGCCGCCAUCGACCGUGCUGCCGCCGCAGGCCAUUUGCACGUCGUGCAGUUUCUUCUUCGGCACCGAAGCGAAGGGUUCACGGCCUCGGCGGUCGCAAGCGCACGGGGCCAUGACGGCAUCGCGUGUGUUUUGGCUCGGUAUCAGUACAGCCACCACCGGCACUAAGAUAUAGUCGACAUGUAAACAAUAAUUGCAAUUGCGAAACUUUGCC
Molecule: messenger RNA, 722 nt
Organism: Saprolegnia parasitica CBS 223.65
Lineage: Eukaryota; Oomycota; Saprolegniomycetes; Saprolegniales; Saprolegniaceae
Exons: 1
Coding region: 5-676 (223 amino acids)
Molecular function (GO): protein binding
Source: RefSeq, a predicted model, not a curated record